AUGACUUGCCCAAAGAUUCAAAAAGAUAUUGUAAUUGCUUGUAAGAUUGAAACAAUUAAGGGCAUCAUAAAGGAACUAAAUGGUGAUUAUUUUUCCUUAUUGGUGGAUGAAUCGUUUGAUGUUUCAUGCAAUGAGCAAAUGACUGUUGUUUUACGAUAUGUUGAUAGAAGAGGAUUUGUGAUGGAGAGACUUCUUGACAUUGUUCAUGUUAAAAAUACUAGUGUUUUAUCUCUAAAAGAAGCAAUUGUCAAUUUAUUUUCUCAACAUUCCUUCAGUCUAUCUUAUGUGUGUGGACAAUGCUAUGAUGGAGCAAGUAAUAUGCAAGGUGAUAUCAAUGGCCUUAAGAUGUUGAUUAAGAAAGAAAGUAGAUCGGUUUAUUCUAUACAUUAUUUUGCUCAUCAACUUCAAUUAACUUUUGUUGGUGUUUCUAAAAGAUGUCUUCAAGUUGGAGAACUUGUUCAUUUGGUUUCAAAUAUUUUUAAUAUUUUGGCGGCUUCUUAUAAACGUAUGGAUGAUUAUCGAGAAUAUCAAAAAAAAAAUCAAGAAGCUUUUUAUAUGGGUGAGCUUAAAACGGGUAGAGGCUUGCAUCAAGAAGUUUGUAUUUCUAGAGUUUGCGAUACUCGUUGGGGAUCUCACUUCAAAUCUUUUAAUUGUUUUAUUCUCAAGUUUGGUACAAUUAUGGACAUUCUUGAUAAUAUUGUUGAAACUGCUCAUUUUAUGGAUGAAAGAUCUAGGGCAACAGGAUAUAUCAGAAUUGCUCAAACUUGUGAGGUUGCAUUCAUGUUGCAUUUGAUGAAAGAAGUUUUAGGUAUUACUAAUAAUCUUAGUACAUGUUUACAAAAUAAGGAGCAAGACAUUGUAAAUGCCAUGUUACUUGUUAAAGUGGCCAAGAGAAGGCUACAAGAGUUGAGGGAAAAUGAAAAAUGGGAUUUAUUUGUUGUUGAGGUUUCUGCAUUUUGUAUUAAGUAUAAUAUUGUGGUGCCUAAUUUUGAUGAGCCGUAUGUUGAUUCUGGAAGAUCACGGCGUAAAUCUGUUGAUUAUACUGUUUUUCAUCAUUACCGUGUUGAACUAUUUUGUAAAAUAAUUGAUUGGCAAUUGCAAGAACUCAAUGAUUGUUUUGAUGAGGUGACAACCAAGUUGCUUUAUGGAGUUGCUUGUUUGAAUUCGAUAGACUCAUUUUCAAGUUUUGAUAUCCAGAAAAUAAUGAGAAUGACUGAAUUAUAUCCUGAUGACUUUGAUGAACUUAGCAUGUGUGCACUUGAGAAUCACCUAGCAAAUUACAUUAUUGAUGUGUGCACUUGA
Messenger RNA from Solanum verrucosum, 1302 nucleotides. RefSeq lists its product as uncharacterized. The record is from RefSeq and is a predicted model, not a curated record. Lineage: Eukaryota; Viridiplantae; Streptophyta; Magnoliopsida; Solanales; Solanaceae. Bases 1 to 1302 code for a protein of 433 amino acids. The transcript has a single exon.